AAAACCCACUAUAUAAUACUGUGUCAUAACCUUUCAUUGCCACGGAACCAGGGUUUUCGAAUCUGCCUCCUCUUCUUCCCUGGCGUCUAUCUCCAUAAUGCCGAAGCAAAUUCAUGAGAUUAAGGAUUUCCUUCUCACUGCCAGAAGGAAGGACGCACGCUCUGUAAAGAUCAAGAAGAGCAAGGAUGUGGUGAAGUUCAAGGUUCGGUGCUCAAAGUACCUCUACACCCUUUGCGUCUUUGAUCCUGAGAAGGCUGACAAGUUGAAGCAAUCCCUUCCCCCAGGUUUGAGUGUGCAAGACUUGUGAACUGGAAUGUGCCAUUUGAAGAGCGGUAUUGGAGUAAUAUUUUCGAAGUCCUUUUUUUUUUUUUUUUUUUUUUUUUUUUUUUUUUUUAAAUAUGGUUGUUUAGUUUACCACCUCAUUCUCCCCCGGGUAUGAGGAGAUGGUUUGAUUUUGUGGAUUGAUUAUUAGUUGGGAAUGAAGUCAUGAACUUUAGAAUCUGCCUUUCUAGAUGAUACUCUGUUUGUGCAGCUAUAGUGAGGGCUAAUUUCUUUUUAUGCCCCUGUUUGACAACCUUUAAUAAUUUAAGUUGUUGGCUAUAUUAUCA
Molecule: messenger RNA, 608 nt
Organism: Olea europaea var. sylvestris
Lineage: Eukaryota; Viridiplantae; Streptophyta; Magnoliopsida; Lamiales; Oleaceae
Product: 60S ribosomal protein L38-like
Exons: 3
Coding region: 98-307 (69 amino acids)
Biological process (GO): protein-RNA complex assembly; translation
Cellular component (GO): ribosome; cytosolic large ribosomal subunit
Molecular function (GO): structural constituent of ribosome
Source: RefSeq, a predicted model, not a curated record